Cyprinodon tularosa is the source of this 1808-nucleotide messenger RNA. RefSeq names its product gastrula zinc finger protein XlCGF57.1-like. Bases 21 to 1583 code for a protein of 520 amino acids. The record is from RefSeq and is a predicted model, not a curated record. Gene Ontology annotation, molecular function: RNA polymerase II cis-regulatory region sequence-specific DNA binding; DNA-binding transcription factor activity, RNA polymerase II-specific. Gene Ontology annotation, biological process: regulation of transcription by RNA polymerase II. NCBI's taxonomy places the organism in Eukaryota, Metazoa, Chordata, Actinopteri, Cyprinodontiformes, Cyprinodontidae. The transcript has a single exon.
CAUUAUCUCCAGUCCAUCAGAUGUUUGUGACUGAAGAAGAGUCUACCCCUGACUGGAGCCCCAGUUUGGACCAACAGGAUCAAGAACACUCGCACAUAAAGAAGGAAGAGGAGGAACAGCAGAUCAGUUGGGAGGAAGAGCAGCUUCCUGUAAAAAUAGAAGAUGAAGGGAAACCUCAGUCAACAGAGCUUCAUCAAGGUGUUCCUAAAGAAAACAGAAGGACAGAGGUUCCAACUUGUAGUUCAGCUCAACCUAUUGGAGAGAACGGCACAGAACCAGAAGUGCACAUAGAUCCAGCAUGUCCUUCCCAACAAAGUAAGAUGGCAGUCCAAAAAAGGUGUAAAAAACUAUGUUCCAAAUCUAGAACCCAGAUUGUAGUCCAGGGUGGUGAGAAACUAUUCAGGUGUAGUACUUGUGGCAAAAUAUUUAAAUAUAAGCGUUCUGUUAAGUUACACAUGAUACUUCAUACUGGAAUGGGAAAACAUAAGUGUGAUCUUUGUGGUAAAGGAUAUAUAGAAAAGCGUUCUCUUGAGGCGCAUAUGAGAGCCCAUACUGGGGAGAGACCAUUUUCAUGCAAUGUUUGUUUUAGAAGGUUUAGUACAAAGGGAAGUCUUAGAAUACACACAAAGCUCCAUUUAGAAGAAAAACCUUAUUCUUGUGAUCUUUGUGGCAAAAGAUUUUGGUUAAAAGCCGUCCUUAAAAAACACAAACAGAUCCACAGCACAAAGAAACCAUUUGGCUGUAGUGUUUGUGAUAAGAGGUUUUUACGACAAGGAAAUCUAAAGUCUCACAUGUAUACUCACACAGGAAUUAAACCAUUUAUUUGUGGUUUUUGUAGUAAAAGUUUUACCCAUUCAGGUAGUCUUAAGAGUCACAUGUAUAUUCACACAGGAGAAAAACCUUUUAUUUGUCGGGUUUGUGGUAAAACAUUUCCACGACAAAAGAAUCUAAAAAGACACAUGUAUGUUCAUACAGGAGAGAAACCGUUUGUUUGUGGAGUGUGCAGUAAAAGAUUUCCACGACCAGAGAAUCUAAAGAGGCACAUGCGUGUUCAUACAGGAGAAAAACCAUUUAUUUGUGUUGUUUGUAAUCAAGGAUUUUCACAACAACAUAUUCUAAAAAGUCACAUGCAUAGUCACACAGGAGAGAAACCAUUUAUCUGUGGUGUUUGUUGUCAAGGAUUUUUACAAAAAAGAAACCUGCAGAGUCACAUGCGUGUUCAUACGGGAGAGAAACCAUUUACUUGUGAUGUUUGUCAUCAAGGAUUUUCUCGACAAGAUGCUCUAAAAAGUCACUUGCGUGUUCACACAGGAGAGAAACCAUUCGUUUGUGAUAUUUGUAGUCAAGCAUUUUCACGACAAGAUGGUUUGAAAAGUCACAUGCAUGGUCACACAGGAGAGAAACCGUUUACUUGUGGUGUUUGUAGUAAAGGGUUUUCCCAAAAGGGGAAUCUAAAUAGUCACAUGCGUGUUCACACCAGAGAAAAACCUUUUGCUUGUGUUGUUUGUUGUAAAGCAUUUUCACAUUCAGUUAGUUUAAAGAGACACAUGGGUUUGCACACAAGAGAAACUAUAUGUUUGUAGCAGUAGAGGGGAAGCCUUUUCAUGCUGCGACAAUUCAUAAAAAGUGUGGAUGGUCACAGUGUGUGUUUGAAGCACCAGGGUCUGUUCAGAUUAGAAGAGUCCUUCAUAUGCAGCCAAUAAAUUUUAGCCUCGUGAGACCAUCCUGAUCUCGCGAGCUUUCAAGGUUUCACUCGCAGAUCAGUCUGGAGACUCUCCGUUAAAGAAAAUUUGGAACCGUUCACCAAA